UACCGGUCGGCUACUCUGCGUCUCUACGUCAUUGGUCUUUAAACUCAGCAGCACUGUGAUAGUUUGGGACAAGCGGGGCGACUGCGGGACUGUCUUCACCGCCGACUAACUGUCCUCUCUUUUGAUUUUUCUGCAAAACCUCCCAGUCAGAUGACCGUAACUCAAGACCGACCAAUGACCUAUGCCAAAAUGAGAGGGCUUGUGUCUUUUUUCUCAGCUCUGCUCAAAGGAAAGAAAGUUGCCUUCAGUGACCUCCUACACAAAUUUGUUUCUAGCCAACAACUGUGCCAACAUCUGGACCCUCAGAAAUUCCUGCAGCGACAGAGCAGGCCGAGAAGACAGAAGGAGGAGAAAGGCCCCAUGAGCCCAGUGGACACAGAAACCUCACAGUUGAAGCCAUCAGAUUUCGACUACCUCAAACUGAUUGGCAAAGGAAGCUUUGGAAAGGUGCUGCUGGCAAGGCACAGAAAACAUGGCGGAUACUAUGCCGUGAAAGUGCUGCAGAAACAUAUGAUUGUCAAGAGGAAAGAGCAGAGGCAUGUGAUGGUUGAGAGGAGCGUCCUGCUGAAGGGACUACAACAUCCAUUCCUAGUGGGGCUCCACUUCUCUUUCCAGACACCAAACAUGCUCUACUUUGUCCUGGACUAUGUUAAUGGAGGGGAGCUUUUCUUCCACCUUCAGAGGGACGGGUCGUUUUCUGAACCCAGGGCUCUGUUCUAUGCUGCAGAGAUGGCUACGGCUCUGGGCUACCUUCACUCGCUUGACAUCGUUUACAGAGACCUCAAACCAGAGAACAUCCUGUUGGACAGUGAGGGUCAUGUGAUGCUUACCGACUUUGGGCUUUGUAAAGAAGGGGUGGCCAUUGGUGGGAUUAUGCAUACGUUCUGUGGGACUCCAGAGUAUCUUGCUCCAGAGGUGCUACAAGGUCAUCCAUACAGUCCAGCAGUGGACUGGUGGGCCCUUGGCACUGUGCUUUAUGAGAUGCUCUACGGUCUGCCUCCAUUUUAUAGUCAUAUGAAAGCAGAGAUGUUUGAGAACAUACUUCAUGCCCCCCUGCUGCUGCGUGGUGGAGCCUCUCAGGCUGCACGCUCACUGUUAGGAGGACUCCUGGAAAGAGACGUCUCCAAACGCUUAGGGGGCAGCCAUGACCUUGAGGAGCUGCAGGAACAUCCCUUCUUUGCUUCCAUCAACUGGGAUGACCUCCUGGCCAGGAAAAUUAGACCCCCGUUCAUCCCAAAAGUGACGGGUCCCUGCGAUGUCAGCUACAUUGACCCCGAGUUCACACUACAACCCGUCCCCACCUCUGUGAAUGAGAGGUGCCAGGCGAACACAACCAACGAGGCCUUCCCAGGAUUCUCCUUCAUAAACCCAGUGGAGUAUGUGGCAGCAGAGCUGGUGUCAUAACAACAGCAAAUCCUCUGGGAGCAUGUUUGUUCAAAUAUUUAUUUUUUAUGCUAUAAAUUAUUAAAUGAGAAGACUAUUUUUAAACACUUAAUCAAAAUAUUACAACACUAACAUUUCACUGUGCUGUAUCUUUCACUCUUUACCCUACUAAAUAAUGGUGUACUUUUACAUUUUACUGUUAAAUGUCAGUUCAUAAUGUGAAAUAGGCUGGUCACUAUUUUACAAAUCCUAGUUACUUUAAUGUGGAAGAGGAUGAAGCAAUAAAAACUCACUCUUAA
Molecule: messenger RNA, 1682 nt
Organism: Scatophagus argus
Lineage: Eukaryota; Metazoa; Chordata; Actinopteri; Scatophagidae
Gene: sgk2b
Product: serum/glucocorticoid regulated kinase 2b
Exons: 12
Coding region: 151-1404 (417 amino acids)
Biological process (GO): protein phosphorylation
Molecular function (GO): protein serine/threonine kinase activity; ATP binding
Source: RefSeq, a predicted model, not a curated record